Messenger RNA from Funneliformis geosporum, 1089 nucleotides. The record is from the annotation of a GenBank genome assembly. Lineage: Eukaryota; Fungi; Glomeromycota; Glomeromycetes; Glomerales; Glomeraceae.
AUGACCUCAAUAACGUCUUUCAUUAGCAAAAGAAAUUUAAUUUCUUAUUACUGGUUACUUUUCUUUCUCUCAAUUACAAUAACUUAUACUUAUGCACAUGGUUUGGAUAAUGAUGAUGAUGAGUCUGUCGGUAAAACGCCCUCGGUUUUUGCGAGUGAUAAUCAAGGUACUUUGGCCAAAGGAAACAUAGGUCUUGGAUUUGGUCUAACGGUUAUGGCAGCUCUUGCGUCCGCACUUGGUUCCCUUACACCAUUCCUCGACCUCUUGUUUCCAUUUAUCCCAUUCCUUGCCCAUGUUAAAAUCACUGAAUCCAAGGGUUUUCGUGCUGGCUCACUAUCUUUUGCUUCCGGAGUCUUAUUAUUCCUUACACUGGGUGAUCUUUUUCCUGAGGCUGUUGAGUCGUUCAAAAAAUCGAAUCUUUUUGACAAAAAAUACUCCUAUCUAGUAGCUGUAUCGAUUUUCACUCUUACUAUAAUGAUAAUAAUAGUUUCAAAGAUGUUGUUUAAGAAAUAUAAAAAGCAAGAUGAAACCAACUCCACGGAUACCAAAAUUGAUGAUGAUGAUGAUCUUGUAAAAAGAAGAACAUCAGAGAGUAAUGCAGAAAAUGAUUUAACUGAUGUCAAAGUUGCAACUGGAAGUAAAGAAGAACAUCACUCAAUGGAUUCUGCAAGACUUAAAAGUUUGAGUAUUCAAAUUUCCGUUGCUUUGGCACUUCAUAAAAUCCCCGAGGGACUAAUCAUUGCUUUACCGAUUUAUUAUGCGACCGGUUCACGUUGGAUUGCUUUUGCUAUUUCGGCAACUGUAGGAAUCGUUUCUCAAAUGUUAGGUGCUCUCCUGGGAUACCUUCUAUUCGUGACCAUAUGGAAUGAUGCUGUAUCAGGGGUACUUUUUUCGAUCGUUACGGCUUCUUUAAUAUAUGCGAUUUUGCAUGGCAUGUUGCCAAUGGCACGGCAUUAUGAUCCUAAGGAUAACGAAGUUUACUUUAAAGCUUCAUUAGAUGAUGAAACUUCACCGGAUAAAGCAUAUAAAAAAAAAAAAUCUGAAACGAUCGACAAAUGUCAUGUGAUUUAUGAAUUGACAAAAAUUUAG